CAGUUUUUGGCGUGUUAGAAAAGAAGCUCAACAAUAUUGCCACUUUGUCAAACUCUCCAUUUUGGAGCAGUUGGGAUGGGAUCAUUUUUUGUCUCUUGUCUCUACUACUUUUCUCUCUCUAUUGACAUUGCCAAUUUUCGCCCAUUUCCUUACUUGUCUCUGUGGGCUAAUCUGUCCCCCAUAUUUGAUCUGAACUUCGAGUGGUGAGUGCUAAAGUUUCCCAUGUCUUCAAAAAAGAUUCAGGAGAUCUAUUCUAACAGCCGGACGUCUUACAUUUUAGGUACCUUCAAAAAGAAACUUUGCAGCAUCUGCUCGAGGUUAAGGUGUCUGAUAUGGAAGCGUCCGAGGACCAAAGUUGUCAUCAGGAGAUUUGGAAAGACUAACUUGAAAGGUCAGACAAAAAGAGACACCAGUAGCAAGAAGUUCUCUGCUCGUUUGAAUGGCCAUCUGGGUUAUUUAAACUCUAAAAUACCAAUACGUAUUGCCACAUUUAAUGUUGCCAUGUUCUCACUUGCACCUGCCAUUUCAACGGCUGAGGAAUUAGCUAUCUUGGGUAAUGAAGAGAAAUAUGUAGCUUUAAAGAGUGAUCAAGUAGAGAUCAUCAAGAAUCAAGCCAAGACUACUAAUUAUCAUCCCAAGAGUAUACUGAAGCAAUCUCCUUUGCAUACUUCUAUAACAAGUCCUGACAAUCUCUCCAAGCAAAAGAAGCUCUCGAGAUCGAAGUUGAAGGUUAAAAUUAACCUCCCUGAUAAUGAGAUCUCAUUAGCCAACAGUAAUGCUCUGAUGAGGUCCCCUGUGUGCCUCCCCAGUAGUAUGAUUACGUGGAGCGACGACAGCUCAAAAAGCAGUAGAAGUAUUGCAGAAGUACUUAGAGAGGUGGAUGCUGAUAUUUUGGCCCUGCAAGAUGUCAAGGCAGAAGAAGGGAAUGGCAUGAAGCCUUUAUCCGAUUUGGCUGCUGCUUUGGGGAUGAAGUAUGUGUUUGCAGAGAGCUGGGCGCCGGAGUAUGGCAAUGCCAUCUUAUCAAAAUGGCCAAUCAAGACAUGGAAAGUUCAGAAGAUUGCUGAUGAUAAAGAUUUCAGGAAUGUGCUAAAGGCCACAGUUGAUGUGCCAUGGGCAGGAGAAAUAAACUUUGACUGCACCCAACUAGACCAUCUCAAUGAAUAUUGGAGAAUGAAGCAAAUAAGUGCAAUAAUCCAAUCAAGUGACUCUCCCCACAUCUUGGCAGGAGGUCUUAAUUCUUUAGAUGGAUCAGAUUAUUCAUUAGAAAGAUGGAUGGACAUUGUCAAGUAUUAUGAGGACAUUGGAAAGCCUACCCCAAAGAUUGAUGUGAUGAAGCUUCUCAAAGGAAUAGAAUAUGUAGAUGCAAAGGACUCCGCCGGGGAAUGUGAGCCAGUAGUCAUCAUAGCCAAAGGCCAAAAUGUGCAAGGAACAUGCAAAUACGGGACGCGUGUAGAUUACAUUUUGGCGUCUCCAGAAUCGCCUUACAAGUUUGUUCCAGGGUCAUACUCUGUCAUCUCAUCCAAAGGGACCUCUGAUCACCACAUUGUGAAGGUUGAUAUCACAAAAGCAAGCGAGAGUGGUGGAGAAAAUGUGAUUAAACAGCAAGGGAAGCCUAAACAAAAGAUAGUUAAAAUGACAAACCCUUGUUAUGCAAGAGGAAUAUGGAAAGUAAACCCUUGAAAUUCGUUCAGAAAUUUGCUUACCCACUUGAUGUAAUUUUGACAUGUAAAAUAUAAUUUUGGUAGGCAUUCAUGUAUUGAGAUUUGUUGUGUUAAAUUAAUAAAAGUUUAUCUAUUAAAUUUAUAUUUGAUUAGUCAACAGCACUGAGACUUUUAACUAUCUCAGGAUCUGCCGGUGCCAGAUAUAAAGC
Messenger RNA from Pistacia vera, 1870 nucleotides. RefSeq lists its product as uncharacterized. NCBI's taxonomy places the organism in Eukaryota, Viridiplantae, Streptophyta, Magnoliopsida, Sapindales, Anacardiaceae. Gene Ontology annotation, biological process: GPI anchor biosynthetic process. The coding region runs from base 223 to 1680 and encodes 485 amino acids. Gene Ontology annotation, cellular component: endoplasmic reticulum. The record is from RefSeq and is a predicted model, not a curated record. Gene Ontology annotation, molecular function: catalytic activity. The transcript is spliced from 4 exons.